CGGCUCGCUGUUGACUACUACUUCAAAAUGGCGACCACUGUCGACAAAAUCAAGGAGAUCGAGUCCGAAAUGGCCCGGACCCAGAAAAACAAAGCCACUUCUUUCCAUCUCGGUAUCUCGCGUAUAGCCUCCGAUCGGUCCGCAUACGUGCUCAUGCGUCGCAGGUCAAUUGAAGGCAAAGCUUGCUAAGCUCAAGAGGGAGCUGCUCACUCCUAGUUCGAGCGGAGGCGGUGGUGGCGUUGGUUUCGACGUCGCUAGGACGGGUGUCGCGAG
This is a messenger RNA of Trematosphaeria pertusa, 273 nucleotides long. RefSeq lists its product as uncharacterized. Bases 28 to 189 code for a protein of 53 amino acids. NCBI's taxonomy places the organism in Eukaryota, Fungi, Ascomycota, Dothideomycetes, Pleosporales, Trematosphaeriaceae. The transcript has 3 exons. The record is from RefSeq and is a predicted model, not a curated record.